This is a messenger RNA of Osmia lignaria (orchard mason bee), 9348 nucleotides long. RefSeq names its product venom protease. Gene Ontology annotation, molecular function: serine-type endopeptidase activity. NCBI's taxonomy places the organism in Eukaryota, Metazoa, Arthropoda, Insecta, Hymenoptera, Megachilidae. Gene Ontology annotation, biological process: proteolysis. The record is from RefSeq and is a predicted model, not a curated record.
UCGAUGGUGAACGUUUCGCGAGUACGCGUGUCAAAGUGGCGCCGAGAGGAGCGAGAGAUUGCACGCGGGGUGCCUUAAAUGGAAAUGCCCCUGGCUUGUCCUCGAUCCCGCUCUUUUCGCCUUCUCUUUCUCCGCCUUUCCUGCCUUUCCUCUCCUCUUUUCUCCCUAACGUCGCUCAAAGAUUCCCCUUUACCAUUUCCCCCGCUUUUUUCCUCCUUCCUUUCAGAUCCUGUCUCGUUAAUUUUCUCAACAGAAGCGAAAGCAAAUUAACUGCAAAAGAAGAAAGAAGAGAAAGCUUUUGCUCGACGCUAUUGAAUCAAACCGUUUACACGGAAAAUGGGAAAAUCUCUAGAAAUGUAUAUUUUAUAUUUCUUAACAAGCGUCGAUGGUACUCGUCGUUAAUAAAUUUACAAGAUUAUGUUCUGUAGAAUAAUAAAAUAAAAGUAUCCGCGAGCCUGGAAGACAGGCAACCAAAUUUCUAAGGAGCAAGGCGGGUUGCCCUGCUCGUGGAACAAGUACGCGCCGCGUAUAUAAGCGAGCGUUUCCGCAUUUUCGACUGCGUCGUUGUCUGUUCUGUGUCGUCCAUCAACGGUUCUCGGUCGUGAUUCUGGUUGGAAGAUGGAACGCUUACAAACGCCUCUUCGAACGUGCUUAAUCCGAGGAACGUUUUUCCUCUGCUUCUUAUGCAUCCCGUGGCGCGGACAAUCUCUUUUCCUGGGUGAUAGAAACGUUACGAAUUCGACGAGGAAUCAGCCCGUUAGACGCGAACAGGAAUCCUUCCAUUCCGCUUCCAUUGAUAAGGCAUUAUCUUCAACGUCGACGAGAUGCAUCGGACCGAGCGAGAAAACUGGACGUUGCGAAUACCUGACCACGUGUUUCCUUCAGGAAUAUCGAUCGAACUUCUCCCUCGCGAUGAAACACGCGUGUACAAUUGAUGAAGCCUACGUUGGUGUGUGUUGCGAGGUGUCAAAGAAUUUGGUCGUCGAGGAGGAUCUCGCCAAUAUUUUGCCGUUGAUUGCCGUGAACGUUGAAAAAUCGAAGGAAACAGGGAUCGACGCUGACGCGAGUAGAAUCGUUUGGGUGGCAGAGAGCACCACGUUUCGAACGGAGAAGAAACCGGAAAGACCUCGAGGAUGCGGAACGAGUUCAAACGGUCGAACCAGGCUGGUGGGCGGUGAACCGGCCGAUCCCAGAGAAUGGCCAUGGAUGGUGGCCCUUCUCAGAAAGGAUCAGACCCAGUUUUGUGGCGGGGUACUCGUUACCGAUAGACACGUGUUAACCGCGGCUCAUUGCGUGAACAGGUACGAACGCAAAGACGUCAGAGUCCGGCUGGGCGAGUACGAUUUCGACACGUCCGAAGAGACCAGAGCCUUGGACUUUGCGGUAUCGGAGACACGAGUUCAUCAGGACUUUGAUCCCGUUUCGUACGAGAACGACAUCGCGAUCGUGAAGAUGCAUCGACCGACCGUGUUCGACAGCUACGUUUGGCCCGUCUGUUUGCCGCCGAUCGAUCAAACGUUCGAAAACAAGAGCGCGAUCGUAACCGGUUGGGGUACCAGUUACUACGGCGGUCCCGCCAGUACGGUGUUGAUGGAAGUCGAGGUUCCCGUAUGGCCCCAGGCCAGCUGCGUUCAAAGUUUCGUUCAACGAAUACCGAGGACGGUGAUGUGCGCUGGCGCUUACGAAGGUGGACGCGAUGCUUGCCAGGGCGACUCCGGGGGACCGCUGCUGCAUCGGUUGGAAAACGGGAAAUGGGUGAACAUCGGGAUAGUAUCUUGGGGGAUACGUUGCGGCGAGCCUGGCCGUCCUGGUAUAUACACCCGUGUCAGCUCUUACCUGGAUUGGAUAUUCGAGAACGCUGUCUUUUAACUGGUUAGAUUGGACGGGUUAGGUCGGAGGAUUGUAAAAAGAAAAGUCGAUUGACGUUUGGAAACAAUGAAAUUUUAUUUUAGGAAUAUCGAUCGUUACAACGUUAAAAGAGAUUGACACGAAUAGAGAGAAAUUCGAUCUUCGGGACGCGGGUCGUGCUCGAUUCUCAUACUUUCGUUUUACGGCGUGUACCACGCGCGUACACGUAUACCUAAUACCUCUAGCAUGCGACCAUUUUGCGCAUAGCCAAUAGUCAAGCUAUAGAUACGGCCGUGAUUUUCGGACGAGGCCCCGCCUCUACUUUUGCACACCGAUAUCUAACUUUAACUCUUCAUAAAUAUAAAUAUAAGUGUAUACGAUUACGUAUGUGUUUGUCUGUCUGUGUUGCGUCUGCUCAUGUAUGCACGUGCCAUGAGUAUAGGUACACACGAAUAUAGCCCGUUUUGUGUUGAGUGAUGCAAUCAUACGCGUGCGCGCAACAUAUUUUACUCGCAUCGUGUCAUUUCCUGUUUGCUUCAUAGUUUCUUAUCCCUCCAUUUCCGCGUACGCGUAUAAAAUCUGGUAUUUCGGAGUUUCGCGGUUAUUCUAGUGAAAGCGCUGGUCCUCGAAAAAUUAUCGACGCUAUGGGGAACACGGUAGGUAGGUAGGUAGGUCGCGAACAGACGCACGCUUUCCUAUGGCCAGUGGAUAGGAAAGAUUGUUGUUGGCGCGCAACUAAGCUCUUCUCCGUGAAUCAGUGUUUUUUACGUCGAAAGGCAGGAGGCAUUCUUUCGAACGAGUGGACCCAAAUUUCAAUCGGACACGGGCCGAUCAGAGGUUGCUUCGCUGCUAUUCUACACGAGAGACGAUGAUACAGGAAUCACGAAUGAACAAUGUGUGAGUGGUAGAGGAGCUAGACUCGGGGAGGUGGUGCCGCGGGUACCAACAGGGGCGCGUUUGGUCCACUCUCCGUGUGAUUUGGAAUACUGUCGGCGGUCGUUUGAUAGGAACGACGGGAUUGCGAAAUCGCGCUGUUCGACGACGCCGAGGCGGAGACGGAAACGCGAUUUCGAGACGGCGAAACGUCUACCAUCGAGCUGCCAGAUAUCGAACGAGCGCGAAUCGUUGCUCCGUUUCCUGUUACGUUAUUACCACCCCCGCCGCCACCACCACCGCCGCCUCCGCCACCGUCGUCGGUCGUUUCUUUGCGACUCUGAAUUUGAACGUCGCGAGGACCGAUCGACUGUCGUCGAAGCUGAUUAGACUGAGAUCCUGACUGUUCCGGAAUCUUUGUCGGCACUCGAACACUCGUAUUCUGCUCCUGACAGCUUUGCCGCGCCAUAUCGCACGGUCGUUUAUCUUCCGGCUUCGCCGCGUGCGUCGUCGUCGCGAUCGUUGUCAUGGUUGCUGCUGCCGUCGUUGUCGUCGUCGUUGUCGAUGUCGUUAUCGAGGAAACGUUUGCUCGUUGAACGUUAUUGUUGGUUGGCUUCUCACCCAUCAACCAGAUCUCACCUUCAGAGUGACCUCGCCUCUGCAAACAAGUUCGAAGGUGCCAAAGGUGUCCAAGAUUUCCUUCGUCUUCGGACUGACGUGGAUCAUCAGAGCUGCGAACGGAAAAACGUAUUCGAGUCGAGAAACGGAGCGGUUCGAUAAUGGAAAGUAGCUGAAUUAAUUACUACAGAAUUAAGUAAAUUACCUUCACCGUUGCUCUCCAUUCUAGAGGCUGUGUUAACGGUAUCUCCGAAGAGACAGUACCUUGGCAUCUUCAAGCCGACUACGCCAGCCACGCAGGGUCCUGAAAUCGCGAGUCGUCGAUCCGGUCAAUCUACGAAUAUUUACCGCGCGAUCAUAAGCCCAACGAGAUUAACGAUCAACGAAACGAGUUACGUGCAGCAGACUUUCCCGCAUCGAACGGGGGAAAGAAAAGGAAAGAAAAUUCCAUCGAAAUUAACGAGAAAAAAAAUAAUAAAAGUAAACGGGUAAUGAUCCAAUUUCGUCCGAGAGUGGAGGGGGAAAAAAGAGGACAAUGAUUGUUAUCGAGAAAUUCUAUUUUACCGGAAUGCAUCCCAAUUCGAAGCUUUAGCUGCUCGUUCGGCCUGUGUCUUAUACUGAACGUCAUCACGGUGUCUCUUAACGCUAAGCUCAUCCUGGCAAUUUCCCUCGCGUGAUUCGUUCCGUUUCUCACCGGUAAUCCAGACACUACCAUGUAAGCGUCACCUAUCGUCUCCACCUGAUGAAGGUAAAGCCCGUGAAACGGUUGAAAAUGAAACGCGUUAACCGAGCGAAAGCGAAAGUACGGGAUCGAUAAUCGCGUUUACCUUGUAGACGUCAAAAUUUUCGAUAAUGGAGUCGAAACACGUGUAGAGAUCGUUAAGCAAAUCCACCACUUGAAGAGGAGUGCUCUCGGCCGAUAGUUUGGUAAAUCCUACUAUAUCGCUAAAGUAGAUGGUCACUUGAUCGUAAGUUUCGGCAAUCACGCUUUGACCGAGUAUCAGCUGAGACGCGACGGACCUGAAAUUUUCGAACGUUCUUCUUCUUCGUCUCGAUGGUUCUCUUAUCGUCAUCGAUCGAUUCGCGUACACGGGAUUUCUCGGGGGAGAAGAUACUUUAAGAAGGGAGGGCGGAGAAUAGAAGUUUCUACUCACUUGGGCAAUAAUUGAUAAAGAAGCUCUUCGCAUUUGCGUUUCUCUUCGAGGUAAUCAGCGGUACGUUCCUCCACCAAAGUCUCCAAAUUCGUGGCGUAUUGUUCCAUACGAGAGAGUAAAUUGUCCAGAAUAUUGCUGCUCUCGUAGUCUCUGAAACGAACGUAUACUUUCCCUGAUGGCCGUUCGAAAAGGUCAUUCCGAAGCAAUCGAGGGUGUACGCGAUGCCAUUACGCGAAAUCGCGGUUUAAAAUUCAUUUUUGCGAAUAAAGUUUAGGAAAAUGGAGAUAACGAGGAGUCGUCUGCGCAAGUAUCCCGGUAUCGCGCAACAGGAUGCUCCCAUCGAUCGAUAAAACGCUCGACCCUCCUGACGUUCGAAAUAUCUGUUAAUUAAUUUUUAACGGUCGAUUGAAAAAUAAGAAAGGUUCGCGGAGGCAAUUUGGUGAUUCGAUUCUAUCGAGAAAAGAUCAAAUUUACCGCGCGGUCGAGCAUUUCACGCUUGACGCGGUUCGCGCAACAGGCUGUACGAUUUGACUUUGAAAAUUAUCGAAAAGGACAUCGCGGAUAAACAGACGCCGCGACGCGUCGGUAGAAAGCAGGAUUUCAAUGAACUUCUGAAAUAGUUGGAAGGAAUAUUGCUGACAAGUAUGCCAAUAUCGGAGAUGAUCGACCUCGGGACAAAGAGAAAAGCAAAACAACGGUGGAGGAAAUUGAGAAAAAGAAUGGCGAUCGGUGAAGCGGAAAGGUGUCGUUACUCACUUGUUAAUUUUUCGUAUAGUCUGCUUGAGCGCGGGAAAAUCUGGUCGGUCCGCGGAGUCUUGUGCCCAGCAUCUCCUCAUCAACGUAGCCACCUAAUCGAAAUCGCAACUCGUUAUUCCCCGAAUCGCAACGAUCGAUCUUAUCAAACGAUCUAUUUCCGACAAGACCGGAACGCGACAUUACCGUCCAGUGAUUCGAAUAAUUGGAAAAGAAAGCGUGCUUACUUCUUCUUCGACCGCGGACUCGUCGAUCGCUGGCCUCAAAGGGGAACCACCGCCCCUUUUCACUCCUUCUACGAUUUCUGAAACGGAACGAUAAUUGCUUGGUUCGCCGACUGAUGAAUCUCAUAUCACCGAUCACGUAGAUUCGUGUAGGCAGACAUAGAGAAAAACGCGAGGUUGAUCGAACCAAUCGAUCGAUCCGUUCGAAGCACGGCGUGCAGUGAUCGCGUCCCGUCGGACUUAUCGGUACUACUCGCUACUUGCUCGACAACGUCCGUUCAGUGGAACGAGUCCCGUUUAUUCGAACGAGGCGAACGGAAAUUCAUGCGAUGCCGCGUCUCUUCCUCGGGCAAGCACAAAGGAAGAAGGAAGAAGCAAGAUCACGGCAAAAGGGAAAUGUGCAACCUACUGUGCCUGUACAGAUCCUCCAGGAAGACGUUGCAAGUCUCGCAGUUGAGGGUGCAGUGAGGCCUACGGACUUCGAGCAAAGGACUGACGGCCCUUCGAGGGCUGGCCCCACCGUCGGGACUGGCGCCCGGCAUCGCCGGCAACGUUAGACUACUCGUGCUCGACGUAUUGCUUCUUUCUGCCAUCUCUUCUCCUUUUCCUAUCUAUCCCGAUUACUAUGCUUUUUUUUCCACCUAUUUCUUCCUCCUGUAUCUCGCACACUCUAUUUCUCUUACUCGCUCUCUCCCACUCGCUCCUUCCAUUCUUUAUUUCCUCUCUCAGGGUGCGUACGAUCAUCAGGAUUCAUGGAAACGUAACCGCGUGUGCAAUUAACGGGGUCGACUGCGAAUGAUUCAAGAUAAAGGGGGAAGGAAAGUACCGAAUAUGAUUGACCGAAUUCGAAGGGAAAAGUUCCGCGACUCCGCGCCUACCUACCACAUGGGCAGUUACGAGUUUACUCGACAGUUCCCUGCUUCGAUUCAACGACCCCCUUUUUCCCCGCUAACAUCGCGAUAUCGUCAACGAGCGAACCGAAUCAAAACGCGACCAAGUCGUUCUAGAAACGUGCGAUUUCUUCUUUCGUCUCGAUGGGACACAAAAUAAUAGCCGCGACACACGAGCCAACGGGUCGCCGUGCCGGCGAUUCUUUUCCGCUUACGCAACGCCGUUGUUUAUGCUGGCCUUCGAUUCGAACCCAUUUCAUACUCGAGCAGACUACGAAUCCAGGAGAAUAUCAAGGAUAUCCGCGGCAUCGUGUCUACCGUAGCUCGGUGUUUUGCGAUCGAAAGGAUUCGCGACCCGGCGUGCUCGCGUCGAGUCGUGUGUUCCGGCCCGUACGAAGUAAUCAAUUAAUUGCCGGAUCUCGGAUACGGAAUCAGGGUAAUUGGCUUCGUAAAAACGAGCAAGAACAGAAGGCGGGAGGAAAAGGGAAGGAGGACGAAGUAGGGGGAACGGAUAGGGACGUGUGGAUACAGCGUGAGAGUGAGAUGCAGACAGAGCGAGAAGGGGGAGGAGAGAGAGAGAGAGAGCGAUUGAAGAAGGGGUGGAGGGGAAAAAGAGGUUGAAUAUCGAGCAAAAAGGAAAAUCCGGCCGCGUAAAUGGGACGGUCUAACGAUUGGUAAACACAGGCACGUAGAGAGAUGUAGGCAGGCACGAAGGCACGCAAACACGCAACACCCGAGACACGCAGGCACGCAGCAAGCCACCCGCGCGCACACACGUUCCUCUGGACGUUCGAUUUCCUAAGGGUUGAUUAAUCGAAACAGAGACCGGUAAACGGGACCUACCGCGUUCGUCUAUCAGUCUAUCGGACCUUCAACUUCAGGCGUAACUGCGUAUCCGUUGAUUUCACGUGCCGAUACGGGAUCAGGAAUCCCGUGAAAAGGGUAGAAACAGUAGCGAACGGACACGGGCGCAAAGGGGAGAGCGUGAAUUGUCGGUGUAUAAGAGAAUGGAGUCGUGCGGAUGUUGGUGCGUGUUCGAGAAGAAGAUAGAAAAAGGAAGAAGGAGAUGGACAGAAAGAAGCGACGAGGAAGCGCGCGCGAAACCGUGUGCGUUCCAGGACGCGUGAAAGCUUCGACUGAGCUUUCAACCCCCGUCUCGGAAAGCUCCUAGCCUACUUGUGGCACGUUCCAUCCUGUGAUCGAUCCUGCCGCUCUCUGCUCGACAACGAGCUUGCGAAAGCUCGUAAACUUCGUUACCGAUCGACCCCACCGGGAGAACCCGAACCAGCGAUUCCCUUUUCCUACGAGCUCCACGCGGUCGAUACGAGCUUUCGCCCAAACUCCCUUACCGGUUGCUUCUUAUCCGCUUUUCCAGCCGCGAAACGUCGGAAAAUCGAACGUCGCGUAUCAACGGUGGUGAAUGUCUGGGUAAGGGAAAAAGCUCGACCACCUACCGUUCGGUGAGAGGUCGCGGUCGUCACCCAAGUAGAAUGGUCCUUUUCGUACCACGAUCUCGUGGACGAUUAUACCGAAGCUGUACACGUCGCCCUUUUGAGUACCUUCCGGUGGUCGCCUUUCCAUUCGCAACAAUUCCGGCGCCGUCCACAGCUGUCCUGAAUAAACAACGACAUUUCGUGUUUCUGUGUCUUUGCGAGCCAAGUCUCGAACAGGCAAGAAAAAACGCAUCGCGAGACGACAAUGUUUCUCAACAAUCUGAAACGCUCACUUCUCCAGUAGGCAUAGCUGUUCCUGUCCGCUUCCGCUUCGAUGGGAUUAGGCUUCCUCAGUUCGUGCAAUCCAAAAUCGGCGAUCUUGAGAACGAAUCGCGAAUCGACCACACAGUUGGAGGAUUUUAGAUUGCCAUGGCUCUUUAGUUCGGACGCGUGAAGAUACCCCAUCCCUCGAACGAUAUCGUGUAUCAGAGAUCCACGAAACACGCGAUCCAGUUUGAUCUGCUGGUUCUCCAAGAUGUCCUGUCAGGGAAAGAUCGGUUCAAGCGUCAAAGGAAGGUCGAUUCCCCUCUAGCUCUAGAUCGCUAUGUAAAACGAUUAGAGUUUCAUCUCGAAAUUCGAUUGCUUUUUUAAUCAAGUUCGAUAACGAGAGCGUAGACUGUGGGCUACGAGAAACUCGAGCAAAGUUAAUCGACCUUCCCUCCCAUCCACCCACUACUACCGAAUAUAGGUAAUACGAACCGUGAGUUACGUUCUCGGCUACUCUCAACUUACUCUAGACAUUAUUUACAGUUACUAUUCGUUCAGAGUCGAAUCGAUCGCGUGUACUUGCAGGAAAGUUCGACGAACCUGAAGAGAACCCUUGGGGCAGUAUUCGGUCAAGAGGCAACAGUGCGGGGGCUCGACGCAAGCACCGUAGAACCGCACCAGAUGAUCGUGCUGAAGGUCCUUCAUCUAUGCGAAAAAGAAAAUGAAGGAAAGUAGUAAAAUUUGACGGUUCCCCUCGCCGAUCGCUGCUACUCACCCUCUUCAGUUCGAGCAACAGGGGCCGCGAGAUUUCCACCUUGUCCCUCGGUAUCAGUUUUAUGGCAACCUUGGAGUUCUGCAACGAAUAGGAAAAAACGAGUGGUAGAAAAAGGAAGGAUCGAGUGCUCGCGACAGCACUCGGAACAACGAGGGACGCCUAUUUUUCUCGUAAAAUCUUCGACAUCUAAGAUUUCUUUGCCUCUGUCGUAAUCGAUCAGCUUACCUGUAGAUAAAAACCGAAACGAUUGCGAGGACGACGACGAUCGAGCUGAGGACCAUCGAUAGAAUCGCGUGUCCUGGAAGAGCUGUCGUAGAACAGAGAACCGAUUGGAAGCGUGAAACGCAACCGGACGAUGUAACCGAUUGAUUGGAAAAACUUACAAUUAUCGGGACACAAGGAGCCGUCGAAGCCGCAGGAUUCAUGUCGAGAAGAGAGUAGUCCGCUAUUCGAUCGCCGUUCUCGUCGAUAUUCACGUCACCCGUUAUACCUGCAAUCGAACGUUCGAGCAUC